AUGAACCGAGUUGAGAAGUUCUGGUUCUGGUUUCUCAUUCCCUUGAUGGUUUUUUUAAUUUCAUUCCACACUACAGAGGCAAUUUCUGUGAUGGCCUCUGUCAGUUUAUUCUAUUUCAACAGCACCAGCAACAGGACUGUGUUUGAGCGCUGUGAAUGUGGCCUGUAUGGCUUUAAUUCUCCUUGCCUUAGUGCUCAGGGAGUGGUGGGCGUUCCAGUAUCUGCUGAUCCUUAUGCCUGCGACAAAAAUACUGACUUCACUGUCAUGAAAGCACCGUGGAUAGCCCUGAUUGAAAGAGGCAAUUGCAGUUUUGCUGAAAAAAUUCAGGUGGCGACCAGAAGGGGUGCAACAGCAGCCGUGAUCUACAAUUCACAAGGCAAAGGCAACAACACUCUCCUGAUGGUGCAUCAAGGUGCUGAAAAGAUUGUUGCAAUUAUGAUUGGCAAUGUGAAAGGCAUGGAAAUCCUGCACCGGAUUCAGAGCGGCAUGAAAGUCACUAUGGUCAUUGAAGUGGGCAAAAAGCGCAGUCUUUCCAUGAAUAUCUUCACCAUCCUCUUCAUCUCUGUGUCAUUUUUCGUUGUGGCAGCAGCAACUGUGGGCUGCUAUGUCUCUUACUCUGCUCGGAGACUCAUUAUUGCAAGGGCCCAGUCCAGGGAGCAGCGGCAGCUGAGGGCCAGGGCUAAGAAGGCCAUUGAACAGAUGCAGCUCCGCACCCUGAAGGAAGGGGAUAAGGAAAUUGGUCCAGAUGGAGAUUCCUGUGUUGUGUGCUUUGAGCAGUACAAGCCAAAUGAUGUAAUGCGUGUUCUGACUUGCAACCAUGUCUUCCACAAGACCUGUAUUGACCCCUGGCUUCUGGAACAUGGGACAUGUCCUCUGUGCAAAUGUGACAUCCUCAAAGUGUUGGGUGUUGAGAUGGAUGUAGAACCACAGUCUGAGUCUGUGCAAGCCCCAGGAUCCAGUGGCCAAAGACCUCUAUCCACUGUCACUAUAGUUAAUGAAGAGGACAGUCUUAGUGAAACAGCAUCAUCUGGAUAUGAUUCUGUGCAGGGACCAGAUGAAUCUGCUCAGGAGGCACACGUACCAUCAGAAAAUGACAACACGCAUUCUGUAAGUGAAGAAUCCCAGCCCUCCACUGUGACUGUCCUUUCACAAGGUGACAACCCAGGUUUUGAGGGAGAUGAAACACAAGUUUGUGAAGGCAAGAUUGUUUGUGAAGUCAUGUUCUAAGAGCAUAGCCGGCCACAUGGUGCAAGCCUUCUGCAAGGAGCUGCCUACUGCCAUUCCACAUAAACCAAAAGUUGCAAGACUGUUGCAGAAAAUACUGCAUUGGCAAUGUUUAGAUGAAUAGACUUGUCCGAAUCAUAAUUGUAUGGUUUGCCUUUCUUAAAACUGUAUUUCCCACAGGAGUCUUAACAUUCUCCAGAUAAAGCUGUCUUAAAGACAAAGAAAACCAGCAGAUUUUAACUAAACAAAAAUUCCAUCUUCAGCAAAGCUUCUCUACUGUGUUUGAGUUGUUUAAGUGAGAUUUUUUUAUGUCAUAGUUGUCUCCACUGGGAAUAAUUUUGAGUUGGAAUUUUUGAUUGUUUUUUAUUUUCAUUCAAAUGGAUUUUCAUUGUAAACAAAUUUAUUUUGAUCUGUUCUAAUAGUUAUGAGACAGUUUUGCUUAAAGCAACAUGAUAUUUAAUGUUUCAGUGCUCUAAUUUGAUAGGAGAAAGUGCAAGCUAAUGCUUGUCAAACUGGAUUUUUGUCCACAGUGUCUUUGGCUCUCUAGUGAUUCUCUACCUCUCAACUCGUCCUGCCAACCACACAUUCCUAAAGGGGAAGAAGACCUGCAAGCUGACAGGCCAAAUCUGACUUACUGUAAAAGGAACAACUGCAGGAACUUUUCAAACCUUGUUAACAUUAGUCUGUUAGACUGAAAGAUCCUCCAGUGAUUUGAGGAGCUAUAAUCAUCUCCAGCAUCAGCAAUAUGCCAGAGUCCUGGCUUUGUGGGAGUCUGGAACUGACUUCAGGAAAGACUCAGCCGAAGAUGUAAAGAUAAAUUCUUACAAAAGGAUCUGCUGUGUUUUGUUCAGAAACGAUACAGCCUCUGAAAAAUGCUGGACUGUUGAUGUACAUUGUCUUGCUCAAGUGCACAAGCUGCAGGGAGAGUUGAUGUCCUGUGACUGUAACAGAGGGUUGGAGAAGCUGUCUGUCCUCUGUGUGGAGUUGAGACAGGGUCAAGUAGGAACACUGGGUGCCUCAAUAGUAAGUGACUUGGCCUUGCCCAGUGAAGUUAGCUAAGGACAUCUUAUAAAUGCACUUUAUUUUUUACCUCUGCAUCUUUGACUAAUUUCUAUUGUUCAGUAGGGUUUUGUCUUAGAGGCUCCAAUAAAUAACUUAAGAAUCUGGGGGGAAAAGCAAUGCAUUUUUUAGCUAUAGUACAGAUGAAAUUAUUGUAAAUAUUUCAUCAUUUAUAUUGAAUUUGAAUAUGAAAAUGAAAAUGUAAAUAAAACUCUAUUUUUGAUGAUCAUGACAGACACAAAAAAUUACCAGGUCUCAUGGAAGCAGAUGCUGAAUUUGCCCUGUCCCACAGCCUUGAAACACAUCCUUCUUUUGGGAGGCCAAAAAGAAGCAGUGUUUGCUCAUAGUAAUUGGAAUAAGGAGUGCUAGUUCUGUGCAGGAUGCUAUUGUUACAUGGAUUGAAAUUGUGUUGAGAUGCAGAAACCUAGUAGCUGUACUUGAUGUUAAAAUCCAAGCACCUUAGGAUGUGUUCAGUGAGCUGCUGAAUUGUGCUUGUAGGCAUGUUCAGCUCAAGGCAGUCCGGCAUGAGCACUUCAGACCAGACUGGCUGCACCUCACUUUUCCUUUGUCAGGUUGUUCAGCAUAAUCCCUUCCUUACUCCGAAGUCUAUGCUUUCUUUGAGGAAAAAACAUUUUAAAAACUAUAACUUGUCCUUUGUUCUGUACUCUACUAUGAUAUACAGUAAAAGCUUGUUGCUCUCCUGGCUGAUUUGGGAGCAGUUAAGUCUUGUUUUUCUGUUUAAUGCAGUUCCAAGUCUUGUCUAGAAAAUAUCAGUUGGUUCUGAGCUCCAGUUGCAAAGCUAGCUAUAAACAGACUCCACUCUGAAGCUGUCAUUUGCUGUGAUUGCCUUUUUAUUUUACCUCUGAGGUGCAGAGCAGUGAAAGGAACAGCCAAGCAGUAAAUAGGCAGGUCCUCAUCAUUUCAUUUCACAAAGCUGGUAUAAAUUUAUUGUGGUGUGUAAGCUGCAGGAAUCUUAUGAGGAUACAGUCUCAUGAAAUCAUCUGCCAUUUUUGUGUUCAAUAGGAGCAAAAUUUGAUGUUCAAGAAAAAAAAAGGGAAGGGAUUCAGAUCAAUUCAAUACAUUGAAAGGCACUUUUUGGGUUACUUUGUUCAUAGAAUUCCAGCUUUACAUUUGCUGGGUUUCUUAUAUCAAAUAUAUCAAAUGUGACCCACCGCUAAAGGAACAUAUACAGGGUAAGUACCUGAGCAGUAUUUGAGCUACUGCUAGGCAGAACUUAAUGGUUCUCCAGUUUUGCAGCUUAACUUGCAAGUCUGCCAUGUUCUUAUCUGUGCAGAUUAGUUUGUAACUAGUAUCUAUGCAAGGGCUUUGGUUUAAAAAUGGAAGUGUAAAUUUUGUGAACACCAUCUUGAUACUAAACUUGUGUCUGUUACUGUUAGACUGCCGUAAAGAAAUUUUAAGGAUCCACUCUCACUUUUUUUUAUUUUCAAGUUUCCGUGUAUAGCAGCUGUCUUUACCAACCCUACUUAGGGGACUGCGCAGCAAAAUGUUCACUUGUUUUUGUUGAUGCCAUGGACUAGAGUGUCUUCGAGUCUUGUGUAUAUAUGUUUAUGUGUGUGUGUGUGUCCAUGCGCUGUGGCAUGACAGACUCCUGUAAGCAAGAAGCCAACAGGAAUGUGCCUGGGGCUAGGGUUGUUCAGAAAAGCAAUAAAAACGUGCUGUUAUUGUGCAAUAGUUUUGGGGUUUUCUAUAGAUACACUAAUGCUCAUGUGUAAGAUAAUGGAAAUAAUGAGCCCACAAGUGGUACAAUUGCUAAAAGGUCUGCCUGUUGACUCUGUUAACAUAUUAAUGUUCCCGCUGAGUCACACAGAUUUGUCAAUUCUUCUGUCCCCAAAGAGCAAACUGAACAGUCUCUGGCAAUCACAUUCAAGUGUUUACUCACUUCCUCAGGCAAAGGGAGGGAGUUAUCCCUCUCCCUGAGGAAUGCUCUGAUCUAGACACUUCAGUCAAACACUUGUAGGCUCUCAAAGGGGGACUGUGAAAGUGUUUUUUAUCUCUCAAGGAGAGGAAGCCUUGUUGCCUGGUGCUGGAUUACUGUGCUGUCUUGUAAAUCAAGCUUUACAACAGCAGGGCUUAAUUUUAAAUUUCAAAUCAAAAUAUUGCCAUUUUCUCAUCUUGAGGAAAAUUUUCAGGUGUCCCUAUAGAAAUAUAUUUAAUAUGAGAAUUUUGUUUAAAGGGAAAAGCAGGACGUGUGAUGAGGGCUGCAAACAUAUAAAAGCAGUUUGAGUCAUAAGGGCAGUGACUCUUGCCAUGGAGAGAUCUAGUCCAUCUUAAGUGACCUAACAGGCAUAAUC
Ficedula albicollis (Collared flycatcher) is the source of this 4595-nucleotide messenger RNA. It is a transcript of the gene RNF128, whose product is annotated as ring finger protein 128, E3 ubiquitin protein ligase. NCBI's taxonomy places the organism in Eukaryota, Metazoa, Chordata, Aves, Passeriformes, Muscicapidae. The transcript has 7 exons. The record is from RefSeq and is a predicted model, not a curated record. Bases 1 to 1227 code for a protein of 408 amino acids.